Cylicostephanus goldi is the source of this 536-nucleotide messenger RNA. The record is from the annotation of a GenBank genome assembly. Lineage: Eukaryota; Metazoa; Nematoda; Chromadorea; Rhabditida; Strongylidae.
AUGAGGCAAAAUAUCGGUUAUCAAUUUUCGUCAAAGUCUGGAAAGAAAAUUGUCUUGAAGAAGAACGAUGGACCAAGAAAUCCCUGGGGUGGUGACAUUGAGGAGAUUACAUUUACGUCGAAAUACUUUGGAAAAACUUUGAAUGUUAAGAUUGGUGUGGAAGGAAGAUACGAGCCACCUCUUGAUCUUCCAUACGAACGAUCCAAAUCAGAGGAUUUUUUGAAGACAUAUACGGAGGAGGGAUCAGAUUUUUACUUCAAAGUCAUUCGCAGUUCUACGAAAGAAGUCCUCUUUGACACUUCUAUAGGAGGUCUAAUCUUCUCCGACCAGUUCAUACAAAUUGUUACGCGGCUUCCAUCAGAUGUCAUGUACGGAUGGGGCGAGAACAGUCAUCCAACACUGAAACAUAGAUUCGACCGUUACACUACCUGGGCUAUGUUUGCACGAGAUGAGUGGCCAUAUUCGGAGAAACUUGACACAAAGAAUCUUUACGGUGAGAAAUUACUUUAUAAAAAAGCCAAUUUUCAAAAGUAGUA